AAACUUCUUUAUUAAAAUUUGUUUAUUUUAAUUGAUAAAUAUAUUUUUUAUACUUUUCAUGUACGUCUGUGUUUUCGAAAAUCUAAAGUUAAUUAAUAAUAAGAUUUUAUAUUUUUUCUAUGGCAAAUACUAUUAAUUAUCAAUAAAAAAAUUAACAUGAAAAGAACAUUCUUCAGAUCUUAAUAUUUCGCAGCAAUCUUUUAUCAAAAAAUAAGCCAGUCAUAAUAUUUCUUUAAUUAAUGCAAAGUAUCUGCAAUAUCCUUUGCACACUCGGGGAAAAUUUUUCUCGGACCUCGGAAAAUAGAAUUAUAUUGAAUUAUAUCACAUAUGCUGAAGAUGCUUCAGAACAACCAGUUUCACACAACAUAUGAAAGGUUCUCUGAAAACAAUGGCGCAAUAAAUAUGAUAUGACAGUUGCUUGCUUUCAGCAUAGCGACAAGUUUCGGGGAAAGACAAGCGUUUGCCGCCUUUUUUUCUCAUUUUCGUGAAAGAUGAUCGAUUUGUAAUGGUCCGGUCGUCCAAGAGCGUUAAAAGGACCGAGAUGUCGACGCGCCGGGAUAACGUGACGAUCGACCCGCCGCCGUAUUAUUUUCGUCACAGAGUCAGGGAUUUGGCGAAAUCGCAGGAAGAUCAUGUUACGUCAAAGCAGAAUGCCGACAGCAAACGUUCGAUAAGUACAACAAGCAAAGCACCCAAGAAAAAAUCUAAAUACUGUACUUACUAUAUCCAUGGAAUGCUGGGAAUUUGCAUAAUGUGCUUCGUCAUGACUAUGUUGUUUCCGUAUCCACUGCACGCUUCCUGUAUUGUAAAAUGGAAGUUUGACGAUCCGUGCACAUAUGUAAUGCAGAAAUUUCGAUGUCAAAUAAUGAAUUGGUCCUCGUGGAACGUUUGCCGACAACGUGAGGGCAAUUGUCUAUAUACACUGAAAGUACCAGCAGAGGAAAAUGUAAUCCAAGCGACGCACAGGAUGUCGAAUCUGAAAUCACUUGAAAAAAUCAAGAUUGUCUUUGAGGAGAGGAACAACACAUGCUUUGCUACAGGCGAUUCUGUAUCAAGCGGAUGGUUCACGGUAUUCGAUUACGGCGCGAAUUAUUGCAAUCUGCGUAACUUGGUGGUGGGAGCCGGUCUUGAUAGGCACAUGAAAUUUCUGGAGCUGACGAGUGAUGCUGUGUGCACGCAAUUUGACAUGGCAGUCUGCGGAUGAAGGAAGACGGGAUAUUCGUUUGUGGAUUUUAAACAUUGCGCCGGCUUUCCUGGAAUGUCGCAGAUGGAAAGCACAAUAAAAAACACAAUUGAUAAAAAAAAACACAAGUUUAUAUUUGUAUCAAUUUACACAAUUUUGUACAAGAGUUAUAAGAUUACCUACACCGCAGAAAAGUACUUUGUACUUUGUACUUUGCCAUAUUUUUAUGAAACAAUAAAUUGCAUAUCGCUAAAUGAUUUGCUAAUUGUAUUUUAUGAUUUUUUGAAUAAAA
Messenger RNA from Linepithema humile (Argentine ant), 1475 nucleotides. RefSeq lists its product as uncharacterized. NCBI's taxonomy places the organism in Eukaryota, Metazoa, Arthropoda, Insecta, Hymenoptera, Formicidae. The record is from RefSeq and is a predicted model, not a curated record.